AUGAACAACCCACCCGAGACCGUAACAAAGGGUGGCGUCUACAACGUCGCCGGCCGCGGCUACCCCGAUGUCUCCGCCGCUGGUGACAACGUUGUUGUCUUCGUCGACGGACUUCCCGAACUGAUCGGUGGCACAUCCGCCUCGGCCCCUGUCUUCGCCUCAGUCCUCAACCACAUCAACGAGGAGCGCCUCGCAGUGGGGAAGAAGACGGUUAGCUUUGUGAAUCCUACUCUUUAUGCUCAUCCUGAGGUCUUUCUUGAUAUCACUGUGGGCAACAACUCUGGCUGUGGGACGCGGGGAUUCUAUGCUGCUAGUGGGUGGAAUCCUGUAACGGGAUUGAGAACGCCGAACUACUCGAAGAUGCUGGAUUUGUAUAUGGGUUUGCCAUAG
This is a messenger RNA of Fulvia fulva, 390 nucleotides long. RefSeq names its product Tripeptidyl-peptidase sed1. The record is from RefSeq and is a predicted model, not a curated record. Bases 1 to 390 code for a protein of 129 amino acids. Lineage: Eukaryota; Fungi; Ascomycota; Dothideomycetes; Mycosphaerellales; Mycosphaerellaceae. The transcript has a single exon. Gene Ontology annotation, molecular function: serine-type endopeptidase activity; tripeptidyl-peptidase activity. Gene Ontology annotation, biological process: proteolysis.